This is a messenger RNA of Anolis carolinensis (green anole), 1121 nucleotides long. RefSeq lists its product as uncharacterized. The transcript is spliced from 3 exons. NCBI's taxonomy places the organism in Eukaryota, Metazoa, Chordata, Lepidosauria, Squamata, Anolidae. Gene Ontology annotation, molecular function: DNA binding; structural constituent of chromatin; protein heterodimerization activity. The record is from RefSeq and is a predicted model, not a curated record. Bases 195 to 1034 code for a protein of 279 amino acids. Gene Ontology annotation, biological process: nucleosome assembly. Gene Ontology annotation, cellular component: nucleosome.
GCUUGUUUUUCAUUGGGUACUUGCUACGGCGUAUGCGAUUGGCGAAGUAAAUACAGUUUAGCCAAUACAGUUGCAGUGGGGCGGAAGAGCUGAAGUUUCCCUUCUGGUCGGCUCCUCUGGUAUAUAAAGGGGGGCGGCAGGCUCUGUUGCUUACAGUUUUCUGAUUCUUUUUGUGCAGACGCUUGUUGGUAGAUAUGUCUGGUCGCGGGAAAGGCGGGAAGGGUCUGGGCAAAGGCGGCGCCAAGAGGCACCGGAAGGUCCUUCGGGACAACAUCCAGGGCAUCACCAAGCCCGCCAUUCGCCGUCUCGCUCGCCGUGGAGGUGUCAAGCGCAUUUCGGGGCUCAUCUAUGAGGAAACCCGGGGCGUCCUGAAGGUCUUCUUGGAGAAUGUCAUCCGCGAUGCUGUGACUUACACCGAACACGCCAAGAGAAAGACCGUCACUGCCAUGGACGUUGUUUACGCCCUGAAGCGCCAGGGCCGCACUCUUUAUGGCUUUGGAGGUGAUCUCAGCCGUCAGGUACUCCAGCACCGCCGCCAUGUACACCGGCGCCCCGGCUCCGACCCGCUCGGCGUAGUUGCCCUUCCGGAGGAGACGGUGGACGCGGCCCACGGGGAACUGCAGCCCGGCUCUGGAAGAUCGGGUCUUGGCCUUCGCCCUCGCUUUGCCGCCUUGCUUGCCGCGUCCAGACAUGGAGAGAGAGGUUGUGGUUGCUUCAGAAAGAUGUCUGGUCGUGGAAAGGGCGGUAAAGGCUUGGGCAAAGGAGGCGCCAAGAGGCACCGAAAGGUCCUUCGGGACAAUAUCCAGGGCAUCACCAAGCCCGCCAUUCGCCGCCUUGCUCGUCGUGGAGGUGUCAAGCGCAUUUCGGGGCUCAUCUAUGAAGAAACCCGGGGCGUCUUGAAGGUCUUCCUGGAGAAUGUGAUCCGCGAUGCCGUAACUUACACCGAGCACGCCAAGAGGAAGACCGUCACCGCCAUGGAUGUGGUCUACGCCCUGAAGCGCCAGGGCCGCACUCUUUACGGCUUUGGAGGCUAAUUUUCCAGCCCUAAUCUCUUCAACAAAACCCCAAAGGCCCUUUUAAGGGCCACCCACGUUUUCCUCAAAAGAGCUGUGUUAACCCCA